Molecule: messenger RNA, 4225 nt
Organism: Mixia osmundae IAM 14324
Lineage: Eukaryota; Fungi; Basidiomycota; Mixiomycetes; Mixiales; Mixiaceae
Exons: 4
Coding region: 201-4109 (1302 amino acids)
Biological process (GO): Ras protein signal transduction; positive regulation of GTPase activity
Cellular component (GO): plasma membrane
Molecular function (GO): guanyl-nucleotide exchange factor activity; protein binding
Source: RefSeq, a predicted model, not a curated record
CACGAGUCGUGGCAGCUACGCACGCUAGCACGAGAUCAAAGACGAGCAUGGAGGAAGUAGUCGCCGAGCUGUCGUCAUAGCCGGACGCACUGGCGCUCUGCUGAGCUAACGUCAACAGCGUCAGAGCUCGUGCUUUCAGGCGGCAAACAAUAACACUGGCUACUCAGGCACACGCCGCUGUCACUCCCUCAUCAUCAAGGAUGUCACUCAUGACGUCGAGGCACAGAGAUUUGCCGUCAAGGGAAGAGAGAGGUCAAGUGAACGACGCGGAUGAGGAUACCCAGAGCGUCUCACGAGCUGCACAACGGUCGCGAGCGAGCACGACACGAGCGGUCGACAUCUUCCAAGAUGCAAUGGACGUGCAGCCCGAAUGGGUCGAAGCUCUGCACGCCUACACGCCGUCAGACGCAAUGCUCGCCAGGCCACAGGACACAAGCGAUGGCGAGCCGAGCGCACAGAAAGCAUGUCUGGCCUUCAAUCCUGGCGAUCUGAUACGCGUCAUCCACAAGGAUCCCUCAGGCUGGUGGGAUGGCUGCAUCAAGCAGGAGAGAGCCCUCGUUCGAGGCUGGUUUCCCAGCAAUUAUGUCAGGGAGAUUCAAAUAGAAUCAUUGCGCGAUGGUGCCGGCCAAGCUGCCGCAGCAGAUGACACCGUUGUCGCCUCGAGUAGCGCAGACACCCUCGUCAUCAGCAGUAGUCAUGCUGCGCCAACUCUCGAGGAGCGUCGGCCCUCACUACGACUGGCCCAAUCGUACGAUCACUCACGUGUUAAUUCAGUUCGUGAGGGUAGGCCGGUUCUGACAAGCGCGCAUUCAUCACCUGCCAGGUCCAAUGCGCCAUCGCCGGCUUCCCAAGUGCUCGACGCGAAGCGUGCCACGGGGGCCGCGAUGAUCGGGUCUGCCGCUCUGUCGCGUGCACGAACGACAGAUGCGCCUGAAUUUACGGACAUGCUCAGAGCAACGCGGCAUGCCAUUGGAUUGCUCCGGAAAGCAGUCUCUGCUCGAGACUUGUCCCACUAUCAGCCCUCGACGGCGUGUCUGAUUUCAGCCAUUCGUGCAGUCCUGUGCGCGACCGGCUGCCUCGAUAGGGACUCUGAGCAGCUUGCCUGCUUUCCGCAGCUAGCAAUACAGCGUAAGCUCGUUCUGUCCGCGCUGGCAAGACUAGUCAAUCAAGCUCGAAAAGCAUCGACGUUGGAUGAGAACGUAGCGCCAGGCAGCGAGGCGCCCAUCGGUCCGACUGCGCUUGUCAUGAUAGAUAUGGCAGAGGGCGUCAUGGCUCAGAUCGAGCAAUUCCUGGCCAGUCUAUUCGAGUGCGGUUAUGAUCCCGUUAAACCACCGGACAGUCCUCGCAUGCGCGAGCCAUCCAGCGACACCGUGACGGGGCCAGUGCAAGAGCCGCGGGGCGAGCUCGCUAGACCCACAUCGCGGCUGCUGCCGAGAGCGUCUUUUCUGAGCGGUGCCCGCAAGUCAAGCAAUCCGAAAAAGCCAGAACUACACAAAGUGAGGAGUCUGGGCGAUUUGCGCAACAGGCGUCGGUCAGCAAAAGACUCGGCCCCAGUGCCAAUGCCUGGAUCUCCACGACUGGAAGAUUCGAUGCCGAUACGUCCCUUGCUUCAACGGGGCAGCACAGCAAUGCGUAGCUUCAUGCAAGCGGCAGAGCAGCAGCCAACGGUCAGUGCAGAUGCACAAUCAGGCUGGCAUGCCCCUCUGCGCCUCCAUACUGCGGCCGAGAUCAAGUCGAUCAUGUCGCAAUUACAUGCGCAGCUCCUGCGGACCGUCGCUGCAUUUGUCAGUCAAGCCCAGGUGCAUACGAGCACGAGCCAUGCAACGAGCUUCCUCUAUCUGCUCGAUCUAGCAGAGGAGGUCAUUGGCACCGUUCGAGAGAUCCUCGACAUCAUCGAUGUCAUGCGCUCUUCGGAUUCUGACCGAGCCAUAGAAGAUGCCCACUUGCUUGAUAUCUCCAGCAAUGCAGUCUCCAGAGCUAGUAUCGAUCUAGCGCAAGCGACGGAAAUCUCGCUCAAGCGAAACGCUACUGCGAGUGAUCACCGGCAUCUACUGCACUGUGCUACGCUCGUGCUGCAGACCGCUGCAGAAUCUAGCUCAGCGGUGACUAUCUACCUCAGUCACAGACUGGCAGAAGACGGCUAUGCGCUUUCCGAGCCGGCGUCGUCUAGCAUUGUGCGCCGGAAUGGCUCGCCGGAUGAGCUUGCGUUUGCCUUAGCACGACUAGCCAACCAACGCCAAGAUUUACAAACGUCUGAGCCAGAGGAUUUUGCUCGCGCUCGGAGCUCCUACGAGCGCAUCGAGCUUCUCGCGGCCGCGCAGCACAGCGCAAAGCCUGACACUCACACCUCAGCUGGAGGACGUCCACAACUGAUGACCGACCGCAGCAGUAUCUAUGGCGUACAAUACCAGGGCGGCGAGUCUAUGCACCGAGAGUUGUCAUCACGUACAUCUGCCUCAACAGCGAGUUCCUGGCGGUCGGGCGCGUCUGAUGCAGAUACGAAUAACACCUCGCCUCGUAGCUCCUGUGGGACGCCGAUCGAGCUGAGGGAGUUUCAUGACAUUGCCAGAGUUCAAGAUGGCUCGCGGCUUCCUGCAGGCGCGCGUUUGCCCGCCAGUGCAAAACGGGCAGAAGAACUCGCAUUCAUGCGUAAUGAGGACAAAAGUGCGACGGCCCACGUUGAUGGUGGCUCGAUACGACGCGACUACGAGCCGCGCGAGAUCUGUUUCAACGCAGAUGGACACAUCACUGGCGGUACGCUGCGAUGUCUCGUCGAGCGCUUGACCCUAUCCGAUACCACGAUCGAUCCCAUCUUCGCCUCGACAUUCUUGAUGACAUUUCGCCUGUUUGCCAGCCCCGCAUCGUUUGUGCAAGCAUUGAUCGAGCGCUAUGACUCGCAGAUCCGGUCGCAAGUGCAGCCGACUAAUCGCGCGACGCCAGUAUCACUUCGCAUCUACAAUUGCCUGAAAUCUUGGCUAGAGACGUAUUGGCAGCAAGAUACAGACGCAGUAGUCCUCGACCAACUUGACGUCUUUGCUCGGGAGGCAUUGACCGCGACCUUGCCAACACCAGCCCAACGUCUGCUCGACCUGAUCGCUCGACGACGCUACAGCGUUGGAGGAUUGGCGCAGCGCUCUCUCAAACGGAUGACCUCGAUCGACUGCAUCAAGUCAAGCUUUCAGCCAAACGCGAACGAUCAGGCGCAAUACUCGCCACCCGCGCAGCUCCUGGCGCCGCCGACGCCUCUCCUCAACAAAGGUGCCAUGCAGACGCUCCGAUCUGGCUCCUUCGAUCGCAUCGGCGUACUCGACUUUGAUCCUCUGGAGCUUGCAAGACAGCUGACGCUCAUGGAAUCGCGAUUGUUUUGCGCCAUCACGACCCGUGAAUUACUGGGCCAGGAGUUCAGCAAGAAGCAAGGCACUGCGAUCAACGUCAAGGCGAUGAGCUCGCUCAGCACCCGGCUAACCGGCUGGGUAGCAGAGACGAUCGUCGCGGAACAGGACGCGAAGAAGCGUGCCGUUCUCCUGAAGUAUUUCAUCAAGCUAGCAGACCGUUGCAAUUGUUUGCGCAAUUACAACUGUUUAAUGGCGAUUAUGGCGGCGCUUGACUCAUCGACCAUCUCGCGAUUGAAGAAGACUUGGGAAGGAUUGUCGGCAAAAUAUAAACAGUUGGUCGAAUGCUUGCGCAAGUCCGUUGAGCAUACACGCAACUAUAGCGACUAUCGUGCUAUGAUCCGCAAUGCGGUUCCACCAGCGCUGCCGUUCCUUGGGCUAUAUCUGACCGACCUGACAUUCUGUCAAGAUGGCAAUGCCGCUACACGCCCAUCACCGCAGGACAAGACGCUUCAGCUGAUCAAUUUCGAUCGCUAUCAGAAGAUUGCAAAGACCGUUCGCGACUUGCAGCGGUUCCAAGUCCCCUACAACCUGUCAGAGAUCCCGGAGAUCCAAGCCUACCUGGAUCACGUUUUGCGCAGCUUGCCUACCGAGAGCAAUGACCUCUAUAGACGAAGUCUGCUUGUCGAGCCUAGAGCACCUGCUGAGCCAUCCCCCGCAACGUUCUCAGAGCUCAGCGCCAAUAAGAACAUUUGGACCAGCUGGGCACGCGCCUAGGUGGCCGCACACGAUCACACGACACACUGAUAUCUUUGUGCUGUUGUCACCAAUAUUUGUUGAUUCGACGCAUCAUCACAUUGCACGCUCAUAGCACAGCGCAUCGUUCAGACGAU